This is a messenger RNA of Miscanthus lutarioriparius, 1023 nucleotides long. NCBI's taxonomy places the organism in Eukaryota, Viridiplantae, Streptophyta, Magnoliopsida, Poales, Poaceae. The record is from the annotation of a GenBank genome assembly.
AUGUCGUCGAGCACACCGCUGAUCUCCUCCAUGUCGCUCGCCCUGCUCUCCCUGCUACUACUUCUCUUCUCGGCCUGUUACACCGCCCGUUCCUCCGCCGCGGACUGCGACCCCGCGGACCGCGCCGCGCUGCUGCGGGUCAAGGCGCAGCUGGGCGACCCGGCCGGGCUCUCCUCGUGGCUGCCGUCCACCAACUGCUGCGCGUGGGACCCCUCCGUGUUCUGCGACGCGGCGGGCCGCGUCACGGGGCUGGCGCUCUACUCCCUCCCCGACGUCUCGGCGCGAGUCCCGCCGGCGCUCGGCGACCUCGCCGCGCUCGAGAUCCUCCAGGUCGACUCCGUGCCUGGCCUGGCGGGCCCCGUCCCGGCCUCCUUCGCCAACCUCACGCGCCUCCUGGACCUCGACAUCAACGGCACCUCCAUCUCCGGGCCUGUCCCGGGCUGCCUCCUCGCCGGCGCCGUCAGCCUGAGGACGCUCGUCAUCGCCAACAGCAAGCUCGCCGGGCCCAUCCCGGCGUCCCUGGCCGCGCUCCCCGGCCUCAGGUACCUGGACCUCAGCGGCAACAUGCUCAGCGGCGCCAUCCCGCCGGGGCUGCUGCACGGGGGCUCCAGGUUCCUGAUCCUGUCCAACAACCGGCUCACGGGGGAGAUCCCCAGCGACUACGGCGACGGCGACGUCGACACCAUCGACCUCUCGCGUAACCAGCUCACCGGUGACCCCUCGUCGUUCCUGUUCGGCAUCACGAAGCCGGCGGUCAAGAUCGACCUGUCGUGGAACCAGCUCGAGUUCGACCUGACGGAGGUCAGCUUCCCGCACCACCUCAGGUUCCUGGACCUGAGCCACAACAGGGUCAGGGGCAGAGUGGCCAAGUCGCUGAUGGACGUGAAGCUGGAGCACUUCAACGUCAGCUAUAACGAGCUCUGCGGCGAGGUGCCGGCGGGAAGGUUCAUGUCGAUGCACGGGGCAGACUGCUACGCGCACAACAAGUGCCUGUGCGGCACGCCGCUCCCUCCCUGCAACUGA